Rhineura floridana is the source of this 3606-nucleotide messenger RNA. It is a transcript of the gene MATN2, whose product is annotated as matrilin 2. The record is from RefSeq and is a predicted model, not a curated record. The coding region runs from base 209 to 3385 and encodes 1058 amino acids. Gene Ontology annotation, molecular function: calcium ion binding. The transcript has 22 exons. NCBI's taxonomy places the organism in Eukaryota, Metazoa, Chordata, Lepidosauria, Squamata, Rhineuridae.
UCAGCGCCGGCUCUCCCUUCUUCUUUUCCUUCUUGCUGCCCAGCAAGGGCCCUUCUGCAACGCGCGCUGCCUGCUGCCUUCAGCUCUCCGCUUCUCCGGGCUUUCGGGCUGCCGCCACUGCACCUCAGAAGGGAACAAAAACGCCUCCGCAUCAGUGUAGUGCCCUGAUUAUUCGUCUUGCUCCAUUCUUUCUUCUUCUUCCUGGAAUAUGAAGAAAAUGUUCUCAUGCUUCUUUUUGCUGGUUGGGCUUUUCCCUGCAUUAGCCAGAGAGAGACAACUUCCAGGAAUACCUUUCAGUCAAAGAAAUGAUGCUGUUUUAUUUGAAAAUUUUUGCAAUAACAAACAGCUGGACCUUGUGUUCAUCAUUGACAGCUCUCGUAGUGUUCGCCCUUAUGAUUUCGAGAAAGUGAAAGAAUUCAUCUUAACCAUCUUGCAGUUUUUGGACAUCAGCCCGGAUGUCACUAGAGUGGGACUCAUUCAAUAUGCCAGCACAGUCAAAAAUGAAUUCUCCCUGAAGACCUUUAGGAGGAAACAGGAUGUGGAAAGAGCAGUGAAAAGAAUGAUGUACCUGGCUACUGGUACCAUGACGGGAUUAGCCAUUCAGUAUGCAAUGAACAUUGCAUUUUCAGAAUCUGAAGGGGCUCGGCCACUCAGUCAGAACGUGCCUAGAGUUAUCAUGAUAGUGACUGAUGGGCGACCUCAGGAUCCUGUCGCAGAUGUUGCAGCAAAAGCGCGGAACUCAGGAAUCCUAAUUUUUGCUAUUGGUGUGGGAAGAGUAGAUAUGAACACACUCAAGUCCAUUGGGAGUCAACCUUAUUCAGACCAUGUCUUUUUGGUUGCAAAUUUCAGCCAGAUUGAAACGCUAACCUCCGUGUUUCAGACUAAACUUUGUGUCCAACACAUGUGCAGUGUAACUGAACACGGAUGUGAUCAUUUCUGCAUCAACACUGCUGGCUCCUAUGUAUGUAAAUGCAAACGGGGAUAUAUUCUGAACUCGGACCAGAGGACUUGCAGUACCCAGGACCUAUGUGAAUUCAAAAAGCAUGAUUGUGAACAGAUAUGUGUGAAUACACCUGGAUCCUAUGUUUGCCAGUGUUAUGAUGGCUAUGAACUUGAGAAAGAUGGGAAGACAUGUUUUGUUGUGAAUUACUGUGCUUUGAAUAACCAAGGCUGUCAACAUGAGUGUGUUAAUACUGAAGAUUCCUACUAUUGUCAGUGCCACAAAGGGUUCAUUCUCAAUCCAGAUAAAAAAACCUGCAGACGACCAGACUACUGUGCUAUGCAAAAUCAUGGCUGUCAACAGAAGUGUGUCAAUACAGAUGAAUCCUAUUUCUGCCGAUGCCAGCAAGGGUUUACUCUCAAUCCAGAUAAGAGAACAUGCAAAAGAAUAAAUGUUUGUGCUUUGGGAAAACAUGGCUGUGAACAUGAGUGUGUUAACACUGAAGACACGUAUGUGUGCAGAUGUCGAACUGGGUACACCCUGAACCGUGACCUUAAAACAUGCAGAAGAAUAGACCACUGUGCUGGAUCAAACCAUGGGUGUGAGCAAUUGUGCCUGAAUACCAGGGACUCCUAUGUUUGUCAGUGUUCUGAAGGAUUCAUCAUUAAUGAGGACCUGAAAACCUGCUCACGAGUGGACUAUUGUUUACUGAGUGACCAUGGUUGUGAACAUAUGUGUGUGAAUAGUGAAAGAGCUUAUAUCUGCCAGUGCUUUGAAGGAUAUGUGCUGCAUGAUGAUGGGAAAACUUGCAAACGUAGUGAUGUCUGUAGAUCAGUGGACCAUGGAUGUGAGCACCUUUGUGUCAGUGAUGGCAUUUCCUAUGCCUGCAAAUGCCAUGAGGAAUUCAUACUGAGGGAAGAUGGGAAAACCUGCAGAAGUAAAGACAUCUGCAAAUCAGUUGGUCAUGGCUGUGAGCACUUGUGUGUUAACAGUGAUGACUCCUAUGUCUGCAAGUGCCAUGAGGGAUUUGUAUUAAGGAACGAUGGGAAGACAUGCAGAAAUCAAGAUAUCUGCAAAUCUGUUGACCAUGGAUGUGAACAUGUCUGUGUGAGUAAUCAUGACUCAUAUACUUGCAAAUGCCAUGAAGGAUUUAUAUUAAAGCAUGAUGGGAAAACAUGUAGAAGUAAAGACAUCUGCAAAUCAGUUGGUCAUGGCUGUGAGCACUUGUGUGUUAACAGUGAUGACUCCUAUGUCUGCAAGUGCCAUGAGGGAUUUGUAUUAAGGAACGAUGGGAAGACAUGCAGAAAUCAAGAUAUCUGCAAAUCUGUUGACCAUGGAUGUGAACAUGUCUGUGUGAGUAAUCAUGACUCAUAUACUUGCAAAUGCCAUGAAGGAUUUAUAUUAAAGCAUGAUGGGAAAACAUGUAGAAGUAAAAACUUUUGCAAGUCCUUUGACCAUGGCUGUGAACAUGUUUGCAUGAAUAGUAACAAUUCAUACAUCUGCAAAUGCCAUGAGGGAUUUAUAUUGGAAGAGAAUGGGAAGACGUGCAGAAGAUGUACUGAAGGCCCAGUUGAUCUAGUGUUUGUGAUAGAUGGAUCAAAAAGCCUGGGAGAAAAUAAUUUUGAAAUUGUGAAAGAAUUUGUCUUGGGGAUCUUGGACACUCUUACAAUAUCUCCCAAAGCUGCACGAGUUGGUUUGAUACAGUAUUCUACUCAAGUCCGCACAGAAUUUACACUGAAACAAUUCAGCACAGCCAAAGACAUGAAGAAAGCAGUGGCCCAAAUGAAAUAUAUGGGAAAAGGCUCCAUGACUGGACUUGCCUUGAAGCAAAUGACCGAGAGAAGCUUCACUGAAGCAGAGGGGGCCAGACGUCUCUCAGCAAAAGUGCCCAGAGUGUCUAUUGUGUUUACAGAUGGACGGGCCCAAGAUGAAGUUUCUGAAUGGGCUACUAAAGCAAGGCAAAGAGGAAUCACCCUGUAUGCCAUUGGAGUAGGGAAAGCAAUUGAGGAAGAAUUGCGAGAAAUUGCUUCUGACCCUCCCGACAAACAUCUUUUCUAUGCUGAGGAUUUCAGUGCUAUGGAAGAGAUUAGUGAAAAGCUACAAAAACGAAUCUGUGAAGGUCUGAAGGCCCACCAGGAUUUACCAGCAAGUGUGCCUUAUUCAGCAGAUCCACAUUCUCAAGAACCUGAAGCUGCUACCUUAGCAAUCACAGAUGUUCUUGCGUGUUCCAAUUUUGCAGUCCAUCACAAAUAUCUUUUUGAAGAAAAACGGCUGCGAUCAACAGUAGCUUCAGGAAAUCCUUCAGAAGACAAGACAGACCCAUGCAAAUGUGAAAAUCUUAUGACAUUCCAGAAUUUUGUAAAUGCCGAAGUUAAAAAACUAACACAACAACUAGAAGAAAUGUCAAAAAGAAUGGAAGCCUUGGAAAAUCGAUUAAGAUACUGAUGAAAUGUUCUCAAGUGUGUGUUGUGUUGGAUAUUUAUACAUUCAAAGAGUGUAUCAAAGCUAUGUAAAGGUCCAGUCUCCUCACACAAGAAAUGAGGAUUUAUAACUCCAGUACUUCAAGAAACUACAUGAUACUGCAUUUUUGUACUGACUGCAGAAAAAAUGGUGAGAUUUUAUACAACUGUACUAUUUUUUCAAUUCAGAUAAGCUAUGUAAUAAAA